Molecule: messenger RNA, 1386 nt
Organism: Dermacentor albipictus
Lineage: Eukaryota; Metazoa; Arthropoda; Arachnida; Ixodida; Ixodidae
Product: putative acid phosphatase 5
Biological process (GO): dephosphorylation
Molecular function (GO): phosphatase activity
Source: RefSeq, a predicted model, not a curated record
UUAUUCGCUCAAAGAGAAACGAUAGGAGAGGAAGAAGACUAAGAAAUUUCGGUCUCCUUGUCCCCUGAAAUCUGGCGAGACCAGGAUGGACGCCCACACUUCCGCCGCACCCAGAGGUGUGCGAGCGCCCGACAACCUUCUGUACGUUUUCGUCAUAAGCCGCCACGGCCAGCGGACGCCCAUCGUGUGCUGCAAGAACCUACCCAAGAACGUCCCCGAAGGUCACGGCCAACUCACCAACGCAGGCCACAAGCAGGCCUUCAAACUGGGCCAGCUCUUGCGGGCCCGAUACAAGGGAUUCUUGGAUGCCGACGAGCCCGAUCAACUGCUAGCGACCCAUAUACGCUUACAACGGUGUCGCGAGAGCCUGGACGAGACCCUAAGGGGCCUUGCCGUUACCAUGGCGACGCCGCCCGAGGUCGAUCCGACGCGCUAUGACUUGCUGUUUCAGGCGAGCGUGAUAGAGAACAUCGACGCGGUGCUGCAAGCGCCCGGUCGAGGCGACUUCCUGUCCAUGGGACAGCUCCUCGCUUUCAUCGCGGAGAAGGCGGGGGCGCCUACGCGCCAGAAGAGGGAGAAGUUUCUGGUCAUGGACAGCCUGAUGACGUACGUGUCCAUCGGGAACCCGAUCCCCGCCUGGGCGGCGCCCAUUUGGAACGACCUGAUCGCUGCGGAUCGCAAGAUGUUCGGCUUGGUGCUUUCGGGCAACGAGCUCUGGUACGCCGCCAACGUGCUCGGCCGAGUCGAGAAGACGCUCUCGCAGAAGUUCGAGCAGGGAGUCCAGCGUCCCGACAGGAUGCACGUCUUCUCCAUGUCGGACUCGAGCGUCUACUCGACGCUCAAGCUGCUCAACGACUCGUACGACGACCACCCUCGCUUCUGCGCCAGCGUCGUUUUCGAGGUGUUCGAGGACAGCUCGAAAGUGAAGCGCGUGCAGGUUCUUUCCACGGGGCCUGAGGAGGAGCCGCAGUUGGUGGCGAUGGAUAAAUUGAAGAACCCGUGCGAGUUGAAAGAGUUCCUCGACUUCCUUCGCGCCAUCCUGAAGACUUAAGCGGGUAAUUGUGAAUAAACAUUACAGACACUUCCAUAUUCAACGGUGCUACAUGCAUUGCUCUCUUACGAAGCGUACAAGACAAAGAAGGGACUGGACAGAGUGCUGACUUUCUAUUAACAGUAUUAUUAACGGCAGCUCGGCAAUUUAUGCCAAGCACCCACAAAUAUAAGAAGAUAAUCGAGCACGAAAAGAAAUUAAAUGCACGUCACCGCAUGCGCGAAUGCACACAUGUGAAUGCGCACACGCGCAAGCAGUCGCACGCGACUGUUAACGUACUACAACGAGCGCACGGACGUGGCGGUUAUGACUAAACAUUCUUUGUAUUCCUCAAA